UGAACCUACACAGCAGCACUUAAGCUGUCCCUGUAGGCUGGCACUUUUCGUUGUUUUUGUUAGUUAUAAUUAUUAUGCCUUUUCUUUCCUUAUUGGACUUUUUGAAAGUGAUGAUUGUGCUAUAUUUAUCUUUCAUUUGAUUACUGCAGUGUUUUUGGUGUUUUUGGUUUUUGGGGGGUUUUUUGAGACAGAGUCUCACUCUGUUGCCCAUGCUGGAGUGCAGUGGCACAAUCUCAGCUCACUGCAACCUCCACCAACUGGUUCAAGUGAUCCUCCUGCCUCACCCUCCGAAGUAGCUAGGAUUACCAGGUGCCACCAUGCCUGGCUAAUUUUUCUAUUUUUAGUAGAGACAGGGUCUCACCAUGUUGGCCAGGCUAGUCUUGAGCUCCUCAACUCAAGUGAUCCACCCACCUCAGCUUCCCAAAGUGCUAGGAGUAGAGGCCUGAGCCACCACACCCAGCUGAUUACUGCAGUGUUUUUCAAACAGGAUGUAUUCUUGGAGUCUGUGUUUUAGAGAAUCUCAUACUUUUGGUGGCCACUUCUGUACUGAUUUUUAGAGUAAUUUAAGCAUCAUUUGGACUAUCUGAAUAACCGUCUUAAACCUGAAACCUGCCAACUGGUCCAGUGCCCACAUUUGUUUGCGUUUAUCACUUUUUGGCACCAAGACAGAACCAGCUGUAAUACGUGUGUUGGGUACGCAACAGGUGGAGACCAAAUGACCUGCUGUGUUUGAACAAAGGUUUUUUUCUUUUAGUGAGUCAAAUAAAGAAAUGUGGUAACAGAAUUGAAUUUUCCCCAUAUCAUUAAAUAGUGUGCAUGCCAGACUCAAAGGAACCUGUGCAGUCAUAGGCCGGAGAACCCUGUUUAUCUGCUAUUUAGCUUGGCAAAAUUUGGAUCUCAUUUGUUUUCAGUUUUGUUUGUAUUUAAUUUGUAUUCAUUUUUCCAUGUAAUAUUGUUUGGUUUUUAUGACUGUGUAAGAGUUUUAAGAUAAAGUUCAUGGACCUGGGAUGGUGGCUCACACCUGGACUUUGGGAGACCAAGGUGAGAGGACCAUUUGAGUCCAGGAGUUCAAGACUGCACUGAGCUAUCAUCAUGCUAUGCCCUCCAGCCUGGGCAGCAUAACGAGACUCCAUAUCAAAAAACAUAGACUUUAUGCUUAGUUCUGUUUGCAUGUACUUAAGAGACAGAAUACAGUAAUUUAAAUCAGUCCUAGGGGUGGCAGAGAUGUAGGAUGAGCAAGUCAAGAGAUUUAAUGUGCAACCUGAGGACUACAGGUAACAAAACUGGAUCGUAGACAGGAUUCAUGCUGGAUGAGAUUUUAGCUGCUUUUGCCACAAAACCAAAAAAAAGUGGGUAACUAAUGUUAGAUGAUGGAUGUGUUUGUUUUACUCUAAUAACCUUCUUAAUAUCUAUAUGCAUCCCAUAACAUCAUGCUAUGUACCUUAAAUAUUCACAAUAAAAUUCCUUUUUAAAAAAAUUAGGCCAGGUGCAGUGGCUUACACCUGUAAUCCCAAAACUUUGGGAGGCCAAGGUGGGUGGAUCACCAAAGGUUAAGAGUUUGAGACCAGUCUGGCAAACGUGGCAAAACUCCAUAUGUACUGAAAAUACAAAAUUAGCCAGGUGUGGUGGCACAUGCCUCUAAUUCCAGCUACUCGGGAGGCUGAGGCAGGAGUAUCACUCGAACCCAGGAGGUGGAGCUUGCAGUGAGACAAGAUCCACCAUUGCACUCCAGCCUGGGCAGCAAGAGCAAAACUACAUCUCAAAGAAAAAAAAAAAAAAUCAGUCCUAGGGGUCUGCAAGAAUGACUUUCUUUUAAAAAAAAAAACAUGUGGCUGAGUCUGGUGACUCAUACCUGUAAACCCAUGACUUUGAGAGGCCAAGGCAAACAAAUGGCUUGAGCCCAGCAAUUUGAGACCAUCCCAAGAAACACAGCAAGACUCUACACACACACACACACACACACACACACACACACACACAAUUAGCUGGGCAUGGUGGUGCGCUCCUGUAGUCCCGGCUGCUCGGGAGGCUGAGGUGGGAGGAUUGAUCACUUGAGCCUCGGAGGUCGAGGCUGCAGUGAGCUGAUAUCAUGCCACUGUACUCCAGCCUGGGCAACAGAAUAAGACCCUGUCUCAAAAAAGAAAAAGCUAUACUUAUUCAUUUUUAGCGACACUGACUUAGAUAUUAGAUAUUCAUCAUCCUCUACCCCACGCAGCUUAGACUCAGCUUUAUAAUCCAUCUCUAUUUGCUACAGGCAUGUAUGGUAGGUAGACACAGAUGGUGGGGCCCCAGAUACAAAGGCUCAUUGCUUUAUUGAUCUCUGCUAUUUGUUUUCAGCUUGUAGGAUAGGAACUGCACCUGGGUCCUCAAAACAAAACCUUUUGUAUCCUUGGUAAAUUGUUCCCAAUUCAUAAAAGAAUAAUACUAAGACAAGGCCAGUAAUAUAUAUAUAUAUUUAAAGGACCAGGCAGCUGCUGAACCUACACACUUUUUCUUGCUACAAUUCAGAGAAAAUGUUCUUCAAAGGAAGAAGCUGGCUUUGGUUAUAUGUGAGAACAAGUAUCAUUCUAGGAAGUAAGCUAAACAGCCCAGAGCGACGUGGGCAAAAUAAUUGUUAUCAGCUUAACAGCUUUCACUGCAGCUUUGAGGAAGCAGAGCACUACUGCCAUGCCCAGGGAGGAUUCCUAGCUCAUAUUAGGAACCAGGAAGUUACAGAUGGUAGCUGGGACUUUCUGGAAGAAGGAAAGAAGUGGUGGAUUGGGCAAAAGGUAAUGCCACUGAAAAAACAUCAAGACGAAAAAUACCCAGCAGACAUUGCUGCCCACGGGGACGCAAAGCCUCCCAGCUGCACCUACCUGUCCAGAAACUUCAGUCGGAUCUCAUUCAAAGGGGACAAGUGCUCACUGGGACACUAUUUCAUAUGCCAGACUGAUGCCUUUUUGGACAGAGAUGCCCGUUAUGAAAGAAAUGGAAAUAAUUCUCAUUUGCCGUGGAGACCCAAGAAGACAAAAAGAGAAGUUGAAAUACCAAGAAACAGAAUGCCCCCAGGAGCUGCUCAUCUUUCAACCACAUGUCACCAUCCUCCUCAUGCUCAUCUUUCCAAGAUGCUGUGUCAUCCCAUCAGCCCCUUCUCUUCAGUACUACCAAAAAUCACAACACAGGUAACACCAGUGACAUCUGAACCCAGCAGCCAGCCUCUCCCUGCGAGAACAGAGCCCACCAGUCCUGUGUCUGUCACACAUGCUGGUCAGUCUCAGACGGAAAUGGCUUCAAGCCCAGAGGAAGAUGCUCAUCCACAUAGCUUCACCUCUCAUCCCCCAGCAUCACUGCAGAAUGCAUCUGGUCAGGUCAUAGAUGAAACAGUAGGAAACUUCAGCAGAGCAAUUCAUGGUUUACAAGCUCAUAACAAACUGCAGGAAGCUUGUGAGGUACUCCAGACACUAACCGCCUUGACCCCGAGAUUUUCGAAGCCAGCUCAGGUUCAUCUCAUCAAUUCCCUUAUUUACCUGAGUGAACAGUUACUGAGGAUCCCAUUUCAGAACAAUAGCAGUCUGGGCUUCAAAGUUCCUGCGACUCUCUGCCUCUUUCAUUCUUUCAACAAUGUCAUCAAAGCUGGAGAAGGAAGUUGGCAGGGAUCCAAGCAUGACCCUGAGCAGGUAGAAGACAUGCUGGAAAUGUCCUUGGUGGCGCUUGGGAAUAUCGGGGAAGCACUUCUAGAGCAGAAGCAGCCUCCCGAGUCUUCUGUGACUUUGACCUCUUCCAUUGCUUCUCUGCUGCUGAGCAGACAAAACCUAUCAACUUUACCUCUGAGUUCUUACACGCUGGGUCACCCGGCCCCUGUGAGACUAGGCUUUCCAUCGGCUUCAGCUUUGAUGGAGCUCUUGAAUAAACACCCUGGAGUUAAUGUCCAAGUAACAGGACUAGCUUUCAAUCCCUUCAAGGAUUUAGACAACAGAAACGUUGUUGGAAGCAUUGGAAGUGUGUUACUAAGUGCUAAUCAUAAAGUGCUCCAAGUUCAUGAUCUAAUGGAGGACAUUGAGAUCAUGCUCUGGAGAAAUGUUAGCCUGGAAACCCAUCCCACCAGCGUCAACAUGAGCACAGAUCAGUUUACAAUCACAGUGAACAUCACGUCCUUGGAGAAAUCCCUGAUAGUGAGCAUAGAUCCUGACAGUCCCCUUUUAAUGACGCUCUACCUGGGGUUCCAGUAUCAGCCUAACUGCACUCACUUCCACCUGAACAUCACUCUUCCAAAGGAUAACGUGUGGCAAAAAGACGAGGAGUACACGUGGGUGCUGACUCCAGAGCGUCUACAGCACGGGAUUGGCACCUACUAUGUAACAGCUGUGCUGAGUGAGAGCCAGGAGGGUGCUCAGCAGAUGCCCAGCUUGGUUUCGGUCAUCACAGCCGUCACUCAGUGUUAUUACUGGGACAGCCACAACCGGACAUGGAGCAGCAAUGGAUGCCAAGUUGGGCCACAGAGCACAAUUCUGAGGACACAGUGUCUCUGUAACCACCUGACCUUCUUUGCCAGCGACUUCCUUGUCGUGCCCAGGACUGUGAAUGUUGAAGACACUAUCAUACUCUUCCUUCGCGUGACCAGCAAUCCUGUUGGGGUGUCGCUGCUGGCCAGCCUUUUAGGAUUCUACGUGAUCACAGUUGUGUGGGCCUGGAGAAAGGAUCAAGCAGAUAUGCAGAAGGUGAAGGUUACCGUCCUGGCUGAUAAUGACCCCAGCGCUCAGUUUCACUACCUCAUUCAGGUCUACACCGGAUAUAGAAGAAGAGCUGCUACAACAGCUAAGGUUGUCAUCACCCUCUAUGGAUCAGAGGGACGGAGUGAACCCCAUCACCUUUGUGACCCCCAGAAGAGAGUCUUUGAACGAGGGGGCCUGGAUGUCUUCCUUCUCACCACUCAUUCCUCUCUAGGGGAACUGCACAGCCUUCGGCUCUGGCAUGACAAUUCUGGCCUCAGUCCUUCCUGGUAUGUCACCCAAGUAAUUGUCUGUGACAUGGCAGUUAAGAGGAAAUGGCAUUUCCUGUGCAAUUGCUGGCUGGCUGUGGACCUCGGAGACUGUGAGCUUGACCGGGUCUUCAUACCAGUUUCAAAGAGAGAGCUCUUUUCCUUUAGACAUCUGUUUUCCUCUAUGAUUGUAGAAAAGUUCACCCAGGAAUAUCUGUGGCUUUCAGUUGCAACUCGGCAUCCCUGGAACCUGUUUACAAGAGUCCAGCGGCUGUCUUGCUGCCUGACACUGCUCCUCUGCAACAUGGUCAUCAGCAUUAUGUUCUGGAAGAUAAAUGGCACCACUGGCAAGAGAGAUGAGCAAAUGGGUACAUUUGCUGUAGCCUGGUCUGAACUGCUCAUCAGCAUCCACACUGCUGUCAUCCUCUUCCCAAUCAAUCUUGUCAUUGGGCGGCUCUUCCCGCUGAUUCAGCCACAGGAGACUGUGCCCCUCUUUCCUCCCGUCCAGGUCUCCUGCCUCUUAGAUGCUUCUGUUGAGCCUCUCUCUGUCACAAUGGUAGUUGAGGAAUUAAGGGAAACUGUGCGAUUCCUGCUCAGGAGACAUACAUACCUACUCUCAGAGUGUGAACAACCAUCAUGGAAUUCUUGCAACAUUACUAAGCUGGUGGAACUUUUAUCCAGCCUCCUGUCUUCUCACUUGGAGGGUCAAGGCGGUCAUCAGCAGGCAGAGCGCCACCGGGCAUGUGUUGUUCCUGAAAACCACCAUCAUUUCUGCUGUUACCUGUGUCGAGUUCUACAGAGGCUAAAAUCUCACUUGGGCACUCUGGGUCUCACCCAGGGUCACCAGACUUGUGACCUCCUAGCUGCAGCCAGCCAUCUUCAAAAACUCCAGGAACUCUUGGAAACACACAUGCUUCCUACGGAGCAAGAGUCGUUCAGGGAAGUCACCAGUUUCGCCAUCCUGAGCUCAGAAAAAGGAAAAAGGCCCCUCUCUAACGGCCUGUCCAAAUGGUUGAGUUUGUUCUGCUGGUUCCUCCUGGGUCUCACUAGCCUGGCUUCAGCCUUCUUUACAGCACUUUAUAGCUUGGAAUUGAACAAAGACCAAGCCACCAGCUGGAUGAUUUCAGUUAUUUUAUCAGUGCUUCAAAAUGUCCUCAUCAGCCAGCCAGUAAAGGUGGUCGUCUUCACAUUCUUUCACUCUGUGAUGAUGAGCAGGGUGCCACGGCUUCACAAGGAGGAGGAACAACAAACCAGGAGGAUCUUGGCACUCUUGGCAAAAUGUUAUUCAUCAGUACCAGGCUCAAGAGAUAAGAACAACCCCGUCUAUGUAGCCCCAACUAUGAAUAGUCCAACUAAGCGCCCAGAAAGAACCUUGGAAAAGAAGAAACUCUUCAAGCUGACUGGAGAUAUUUUGGUACAAAUCUUCUUCCUUACCCUGUUGAUGACUACAAUCUACUCUGCAAAGAACUCCAAUAGAUUUUACCUCCACCGAGCUAUCCAGAGGACCUUUGCUCACCGUUUCUCAGAAAUCAAGCUUCUUCAGGAUUUCUAUCCCUGGGCCAAUCACAUCCUCCUUCCUAACCUGUAUGGGGAUUACAGAGGUAAGAAUGCAGUCCUGGAGCUCAGUCAUUGCAAAUGUGGGAUACAAUUAAUUUUCCAAAUACCCGCUACCAAGACCCAUGAGAAAGAGGAAGGUCAGCUGGCUUUUAUUGACGGCCGUACCUGUGGGUGUCCCAAGGGUCUGUUCCCUGAACCUCAGCUAAGCAGGUUCAGUUAUAUCUGUUCACCCAGGCCUAUGGGGCUGAUUUCCACUGAUGAGUUUCACAAAAAGCACAAGAAUGAGAAUGGUUUCAGUGACAUCAUGAGAAGGAUCUGGAGCGCUUUCUUCACCUCUGUGAGACUGGAAAGCUUCACUUCCCUCCAGAUGUCAAAGAAGGGCUUUGUCUGGUCGGUCAUCUCACAAGUCAUCUAUUAUCUACUGAUCUGUUACUAUGCCUUCAUACAGGGUUGUCGGCUAAAACGGCAGAAGUGGAGGUUCUUCACCAGGAAAAGAAACAUUCUGGACACAAGUAUAAUCCUCAUUAGCUUCAUCAUCCUGGGGCUUGACAUGAAGAGUAUUUCUCUACAUAAGAAAAACAUGGCACGAUACCACCAUGACCGGGACAGGUUCAUCAGCUUCUAUGAGGCAGUAAAAGUGAACUCUGCUGCAACCCAUCUCGUGGGCUUCCUGGUUCUGCUGGCAACUGUUCAGUUAUGGAACUUGCUGCGUCACAGCCCCAGGCUGUGGGUCAUCAGCAGGACACUGAGCCGAGCCUGGGACGAGGUGUUGGGCUUUCUGCUGAUCAUCCUGAUCCUGCUGACAGGCUAUGCCAUUGCCUUUAACCUGCUGUUUGGAUGCAACGUCUCUGACUACCAGACGUUUUUCAGCUCAGCUGUGACCAUUGUUGGUCUCCUGACGGGAAUUUCUCACCAAGAGGAGGUUAUCGCUUUAGACCCAGUCCUGGGCACCUUUCUGAUCCUCACCAGUGUCAUCUUGAUGGUACUUGUGGUAAUUAAUCUUUUUGUUUCUGCCAUUCUAAUGGCCUUUGGAAAAGAAAGAAAGUCACUUAAGAGACAAGUUGCACUAAUAGAUAUGCUGCUACAGAAGCUCUCAAGUUUGCUAGGAAUCCGUCAGCCCCAAAAAACGUCAUCUGAGCAAGCAGCUACGACAUCAAUGGGCAUUGACACUGAAGUUUUAGAAGAUGAACUACCUUAAUCCUGUUUUCUCCUACGUGGCUUAGUAUUUCUUAGCAUAUUACUACUUAUCUUCGCAUGGCAUGACUUUACAGUAAUAUACUUUGUUUUUAAUUCUGUAAGUUAGUGAGACAUUGGAAUUCCCUUGGUCCCAAGUUCUUACAGAUCUUGGCACUGUCAAGAUAGGAUUAACACCACAAGAAUACUACCAGACAAACCAGCUCGGCUGUCAAGCACCAAGUAACAGAACACUCACCACCCAUGGCCCAAGAUGGCUUGGGAAACAGAGGAGUCGGAAGUGAGCUCACUGCAACUUACUAAAAAUAAAUAUACGAGGAUGAGGCAUGGCAGAUGCAGAGCCCUGCCACUAAGGAGGACCAAAUUCACAGAUGCUAUCUGGGCUAUCAUCUAAAUACAGAGAUCAAAAUGAG
This is a messenger RNA of Callithrix jacchus (white-tufted-ear marmoset), 8121 nucleotides long. Lineage: Eukaryota; Metazoa; Chordata; Mammalia; Primates; Cebidae. The record is from RefSeq and is a predicted model, not a curated record.